Messenger RNA from Acanthisitta chloris (rifleman), 1608 nucleotides. RefSeq names its product ATPase family, AAA domain containing 3A (gene ATAD3A). NCBI's taxonomy places the organism in Eukaryota, Metazoa, Chordata, Aves, Passeriformes, Acanthisittidae. The transcript has 16 exons. Gene Ontology annotation, biological process: mitochondrion organization. Gene Ontology annotation, molecular function: ATP hydrolysis activity; zinc ion binding; ATP binding. The record is from RefSeq and is a predicted model, not a curated record. Bases 52 to 1608 code for a protein of 518 amino acids. Gene Ontology annotation, cellular component: mitochondrion.
CGGGAGCUGGAUGCGUCCCGCCAUGCAAAAGAUGCUCUUAGCCUUGCCCAGAUGCAGGAACAGACCUUGCAGCUGGAACAGCAAACUAAGCUUAAGGAGUAUGAAGCUGCCAUAGAACAGCUGAAGAAUGAGCAGAUUCGGGUACAGGCAGAAGAGAGAAGAAAAACACUCAGUGAAGAAACCAAACAGCAUCAAGCACGAGCCCAGUACCAGGACAAGUUGGCACGGCAGCGCUACGAUGAGCAGAUGAGACAGCAGCAACUUGCCAAUGAAGAGAACCUGAGGAAGCAGGAGGAGUCUGUGCAGAAGCAGGAGGCCAUGAGACGUGCCACGGUGGAGAGGGAGAUGGAGCUGCGGCACAAGAACGAGCUGCUGCGCGUGGAGGCCGAGGCCAGGGCGCGCGCCAAGGCGGAGCGGGAGAACGCAGACAUCAUCCGCGAGCAGAUCCGCCUCAAGGCCGCCGAGCACCGCCAGACCGUCCUCGAGUCCCUCAAGACAGCUGGGAUGCUCUUUGGGGAAGGAUUCCGUGCCUUUGUCACAGACUGGGAUAAGGUUACAGCCACGGUGGCAGGCCUGACCCUGCUGGCAGUGGGUGUUUACUCUGCCAAAAAUGCCACAGCAGUAGCAGGGAGGUACAUAGAGGCACGUUUGGGUAAACCUUCCCUGGUGAGAGAGACCUCACGUAUCACUGUGCUGGAGGCUCUGAAACAUCCCUUCAAGGUUGGUAAACGUCUUACCAGCAAGGCUCAGGAUGCCCUUGAAGGAGUUGUUCUCAGUCCCCAGUUAGAAGCACGUGUGAGAGACAUUGCCAUAGCAACAAGAAACACAAAAAAGAACAAAAGCCUCUACAGGAAUAUCCUCAUGUAUGGUCCCCCUGGCACUGGGAAGACUCUUUUUGCCAAGAAAUUAGCUGUGCACUCAGGCAUGGACUAUGCCAUCAUGACAGGAGGGGACGUGGCCCCCAUGGGCCGGGAAGGGGUCACAGCCAUGCACAAACUCUUUGACUGGGCCAACACCAGUAGGAGAGGCCUCUUGCUGUUUGUGGAUGAAGCAGAUGCAUUUCUGAGGAAAAGGGCAACAGAGAAAAUCAGUGAAGACCUCAGAGCAACUUUAAAUGCAUUUCUGCACAGAACAGGGCAGCACAGCAACAAGUUUAUGCUUGUUUUAGCAAGCAACCAGCCUGAGCAGUUUGAUUGGGCCAUCAAUGACAGGAUAGAUGAGAUGGUGAACUUUGAUCUGCCCCAGCUGGAGGAACGUGAGCGACUCGUCAGGAUGUACUUCGACCGGCACGUGUUGAAGCCAGCCACAGAGGGCAAACAGAGGUUGAAGUUGGCCCAGUUUGACUAUGGGAAGAAGUGCUCGGAGAUCGCCAGGUUGACCGAGGGCAUGUCUGGCAGGGAGAUCUCCCAGCUUGCUGUGGCAUGGCAGGCAGCAGCAUAUGCCUCUGAGGAUGGUGUUCUCACCGAGGCCAUGAUCGACGCCCGCGUGGCUGACGCUGUGCAGCAGCACAAGCAGAAGAUGGAAUGGCUGAAAACAGAAGGUGCUGAAGCAACCAAAGGGACUGACAGGGACCCUCUCCUGCCUUUCCCCAAAGGGACACCAGUGUGA